AAAGACGACAUGGACCUGAAGCAGGACAUCCGGAGCGAGAGCGACACCCGGGAGGAGUACGAGCUCAAGGAUCCAACCAAUGGCUACUACAACGUCCGAGCCACCACCCACGAGGAGGCGCGCCCCCAGUCCCGGGCCAUCCACUACCAGGGUGAGUUCCGCUCUCCGAACCCAAACAUCGGACCGGCCGGCCCCCCCUCCAGUGGAUCCCCUGCUGGAGCCAGCGGAGCUGUUGCCCCCAGUGGGGUCCCAGGAUCCAGGUUGGGCUGCUACGACCCCCGCCCCCCAUCCAGGAUCUCUCACCCCACCUACGCCCAGUUCAACACCUUCACCCGGGUGGCUCAGAGCCAGCAAGCACCUCCCAAUCCAACUCUACAGUCACCUGGAGAUUACCCCGGAGACUGCGGUCUGAUGGACAACAACACCCAGCUGGCCUACGACAACUACGGGUACCCCUCCCAGUACCCUACUUACCGGAUAGGCUUCGCUCCACCCAUAGAGGAAGGGCCAGCCUAUGAGAUGUAUCCGACAGGGCAAGGGCCGGGGCCAGUGAUGGGACCGGGGCCAGGGAUGGGACCGGGGCCAGGGAUGAGCCCAGGGCCAGGGAUGGGACAAGGGCCAGGGAUGGGACAAGGGCCAGCGAUGGGACAAGGGCCAGCGAUGGGACAAGGGCCAGCGAUGGGACAAGGGCCAGCGAUGGGACAAGGGCCAGGACCAGGACCAGGACAAGGGCCAGGGCCAGGACCAGGACCAGGACCAGGGCCGGGACAACAGAGUCCUGAGGCGGGUCUGGGGCAGUAUGGAACCUCCACUCGCUUCUCGUAUUCGUCUCCGCCUUCUGAAUAUUCCCAAAGACACAUACAGCGGAUGCAGACUCAUGUUUGAGAAACACACACCCCUUGACUUGCUUUUUGAAGCUGCAGUACGUGUAACACAUUCAUCAAAAACAUUCUUAAACAAAAAAAACAAAAAAAUCUAUUUCCAUGGCAUCCAGUGCAUGGAAUUUGGUUCAUUUUGUAACCAAUAAAACCCCACGAUAACUCACCGCAGCAUCGCAACAACACACACUGAGCAGCAAUACACACCACACAUGCAAAGCGAUGCUCACAUGUUUGCGGAGGACCUGAGAGAUCCACAUCAUGAGAAAAGAGACGCAAAGAGAAAAAGAGCACUUUGAAGAAGAGUGGCUUAAAGAGGAACGGAGGAACUUUGCCCAUCCUGAAAUCCUCGUCCUGCUCUUGGGUCAUCUCCCUGCAUCACACUUUGCUCACAUCCCAUCUCUGUAAAUAGGUGCAAAUGGAGAUUUUGGUCAUUUUAAAGUUAUGUCCUUGUACAAACCUAUACAAUGUGAUGCAGUCCAGUGACCCACAGCCAACCGUCCUGUAAUCCACACUUUUUCUGACUCUCGCAUAUUGCAAACACACACACACACACACACACACACACACACACACACACACACACACACACACACACACACACACACACACACACACACACACACACACACACACACACACACACAGAUGUUUGAAAAAACGUAUUUGUUUCGAUGUACACAGCAGCUUGGACUAUAAACAUCUUUGGCACUUUUUGAUCUCUUCCCCUCACCAAAACUUGCCCAGUGGCCAUCGCUUGCCUACGAGAUCUACCUUGAUUGAACUGGGACACAGUUUCUUAAAGUGGGACAGUUAGUGACCAGAGUGCCAAUGCUUAUGUGCCAACACACACAAACUCUUAAGGUGUGUCUACUUUUGUAAGGAGUUGUCUGGACGAUGAGGUUUUCUACAUCUGCGAGCGAAGGAAAGGAGUGGUAGCAAGCGUCUCUAUAUAUGCUCAUUUCUCCUCCUCGUCUGUCAUUUGUAAUCAUCAUGAUGCAUUUCUGUACUUACAUUUCACUCGAGGUCAUUGCUGUGUACAGUAUUUGUGAAACGAGGUGUGACGGAAGCGCUUUUUUCAUUCAAUCAAUUUCUGCAAUUUGUACAAAAAGAUACCUCCCCUACCCUCCAGUGUCAAAAAAAAGUAUUAGUUUCUCUCACUUGCACAGUAGAAUAGAUUUUGUUCCCAUAUUUAUACGGAAACUAUGAAGAAAAAAGGCAUUCAGAAACAUUUUAUAGUAUUUUUCUAAGGAGUUGUGGACCAAAGGUUCAGCGUUUUGGGUGAAACUCACUUUUUAAAGUGUACGUGGCGACAUGGUCGUUAUUGGAAACGUUUUGAGUUUCUUUAAAAAGUGAUGGAUGGUGGUAUUGAAGAGGUAGUUUGUAGACUAAAAGGAAAGAAAAUUGAAGAGCUUCAAUCCAAAAUGAUAAAUAUCCAGCGAAUCUAUUUGGGGGGAUAUCUCUGUUUGGUGUGAAACUCUUUCUGUGACUUCCAGUCUUUUGACCGGACUGCCUUUUUUCAAACGUCGACGACAUUCAAAAUGGUGGAUGGAGAAGAAAGCAGCUGCUCUCUUUGAGCUGUGAACUCUGUAAGAAAUGUGAAGUGUGGUCUAACAUAUCAAAAUGAAGGCACAGAGGGUUCUAUCUAGCUCAUACGGUACUUUGUACAUUUCUAUGUAAAGUAAACUGGUGUGUCCCUGCAGAAGAAAAUGUGGUGGUAUUUUAUGUCUGAGAUGUUUUCCGUUAUAUAGUGUCAGCUUUUGUUCGUGUGUUUGGACUUUAACCCAACAGGCUCAUAAUAAUCAGCGUUUAAAAUGAUGCUACUAACCUCUAACCUCUACUCAGCCCCAUGAACUCCCAGAAACAAAUUAUUUUACAACAAGAGAGAAGAUCACAUGUGUCUGUUUGUCUGGUAGGGUCUUAAAUAACCCGGACGUUUUCUCACUUAAAGCGCCAAAUAAGUCCAAAUGAAUAUUACAUUUAGCUUUUAAAAGGCUAUCAAAACCAGAGUGUACUGUACCUGGAAUAUGGAACAAUCAAAUAUAUUGCCUUAUAACGACAUCUCAAUGGGUAUGUAUAAGAAAGACAUUAUAAAAAAACAGUGAUGCUUUGGCAACAUUGUUUAAUUUAACUUUCAUGCCAAUAAAGCCCCUUUGAAUUGAAUUGAAUUGAAUAAAAAAACAGUUGUCAUGCCAACUAUGGUUACAAGAAGACCGUUUUUGACUUGAAGCUUUGAAUGUCUAAAUGACAUCUUUUGAGAUGUUCCCCCCCACAGGAAAUAAUUUGACUUCCAGCGACUUAUCAAUAAUGUUGCUUGCUGUGUUAACACGGAGCUAAAAACAUUUCACUAAAGCAACAACAUGUGCUUAAGUAAGAUCAAAUUCCUACUGGUUUUCAAAUUGGUUCAUGUUUGCACGCACUGAGAUUUGUAAGUAAGAUUCGAUUUAUUUUUGUAUCAUACCAUCUCGCAAAUUCACCUGUAAUGGUGACAAUCAUGUGUUGAUUAGACGAAGCAGCAGCCAGCAGCAGCAGCAAACUUUACUUUGUACUAAACUCUAAAGUUCCAUUGGUUUUAUUACGUUUUUAUUCCUUAAGGGACAUUAGAUAAUACAUUGUUUUGGCAAUCACCAGGAACUGCUUCGACAUUUUCUUGAUGUUCUCCCUUUUCUUAAGGGCACGCUUUAUUGAGAAGUCAAAGUAAAAAAAGGGCUGUCUGCAAUGAAACCCCCCCUCUUCUCUUUCUAUCUCUUCCAUACGUUUGUGAUAGCAGUAAAAAAAAUGAAAGCAGAUGCUCUGAAAAAGACCUGCGGCUGCAAAGUGAAGUCAAAUAUCUCUGGAGGUAAUCAUUGAGUCUUAAUACUUAUCAGCCACCCCAUCAACCCUUCACAGAUACAUUAUAUUAUGGUAAUUAUUUGCUAGGGGGCAGUAAAAGUUGUAUUUAUUGCCCCUGUUUUGAAUAAACACUUUCAGAAAGGAAACGGCAGCCACGCCAUUUCUGAUUAGAAUAUCAGAUGGAGCCUUGUAGCUUCAAGGUCACCAUAUAAAACAUUGCUGUGUAGUUAUAGGAGAAGAAUGGCAGAUGGAGCACCCUUUUAAAUUGAUAUGGUUAUCACAGCCUUGGUACUGCAUACUAUUACCUCGUUACAAUCAUUUUUACAGAGUUGUAGCCGUGCAGUAUUCUGCAUCUGACUUGAAAUGACGUUAUGACCUUGUGUAGAAUGAGAACAUUUGACACGGAGGACGAAGAACAACAAAAACACAGCCAGGUACUUAGUCCUUCCCUCUUUAGUUUUUACACUCUGUUGACAUCAGGGGCAUAUUAAUAUGUAAAAGACACCAUACAGUAGAUGCCAGAAAUGCAAAACAGAGGUGUAAAGUUUGAAAUAAGAAAUGCAGCUUAUGAGGGAAUCUGGAAGUGUUUACUGCACUUUUCUUUUAUGUUGUUCCCCUCUUCUCCUUAUGUACCUCUCAUCCCUUUACUCUCUGCUUUCUCCCCUGCGUCACAUUAACAGCCACCUAACAGCUUCCAAUUUAAAAGGUUGUCUUUUCAUAAAAAAAAUACUCAUAUCAACAGAGGAAACACAUCCCUCAUAGCUUUCUCCCAAAUUGUAUUGGCGCCAUUACCACAUGGAGUACAUGUAGGUGUAUUCGUGUAUAUGUGUUGGAGCGUUGGGAAUCCAUUUGUAGAGAACAUAUAUCAUCCUCGUUUAUUUCUUUGUAUGAUAAUCAUCAUUUUGAAUGUUAUUGUCUUGGUAUUAAUUUGUGUUCUCGCCUCACCAGUGGAAGAAAGGACUGUUGUCAAAAGUGUGUUUUAUAUGCAGUAUUUUUCUGUGUAUGCAUCAGAUAGAGGGGGUCCUAACUUCUGAUUAAUCAACCCAGCAAAAAAGAGAGGGUGUGUGUGUGUGUGUGUGUGUGUGUGUGUGUGUGUGUGUGUGUGUGUGUGUGUGUGUGGCCAAAAGACUACUCAGCCAGGCCACAAAUAGCCAAAACUCUGUGUCAACUAGGCCAAACCAGGCUAAAAACCAGGCCAGAGCCACAGCUAACGUCUCUUUUCCACGCUGUGCUGUGCCGCGCUUUCCAAGAACAACUCAAGUGUCCAUUUUACAUUGUGGAGUCUUCAUUCAGUGCCAAAAGCAGAACAUGAACUGAGCAGGCAAACAAAUGCAGCAGCCAUUUGUGUGUGUGUGUGUGUGUGUGUGUGUGUGUGUGUGUGUGUGUGUGUGUGUGUGUGUGUGUGUGUGUGUGUGUGUGUGUGUGUGUGUGGGCUAGCUGUUUGAAUCUCCAUUUAUGCACAUGUACUGUCACCAUCUGUGACCAUGUGUGUGUGUUGAUGUGUGUGUUGGCAGCCUGUAACACCAGUGUGUAUUCAUAUCAUUAGACAGGUCUACUGGUCUGUAGAAAUUGGGGUUUGACUGACUGGUUUUGGUAAAUAUCAGAUAUUAUCAGCUCAUAGCCUGACUUUUUAUGAAAAAUGUUGAUUGAUUUGAGCAACCACUACAACAUCUUCUGUGUCACUUUGAGAUGACAUUUAGGAGGGAUAGAAAAUGGCUCUUGCAACUGAUGGUGGGAGAACAACAUGACUCUUACUUCCAAAUGUAGAUUGGCCUAUCACCAAGAUGUCAGACUGUAAAACAAAGUGAAACGUAAUGCCGAUUCAGUCUCAACGGCUAGUAAACAGCAAAAACUGAAACGUUUUAAUCCGUGCUGAUUCAUUAUAGUUUUAAAACUUGGUUUGGGAUUUUAUUAUUAGUCUUGGUGGAAACAGACACUUUUGAAAACACUCGCUGCCUGAUUGUGUCUUAACGGUGACAACCUGUCCUUCCCUGAUUGGUCACGACCUUAGCAUGUGACCCUUUUCUGGGAGAAAUCAAACAAAUCAGCCUUGACUACUUGACUACUAGAAGUUAAUUCAGCAUAGUAACACAUUAGGUUAGCUCACCUUGUUUUCUACACAAACAGCUGUAAUGGAGAUAAGUGUCUUUUAGGGUUAGGGGUCUUUGGAUUCAAGAAAAGCGCUAUAGAAAUAUAAUUUAUUAUUAUUAUUAUUAUUUAUAAGCUCUUCUUAUUGUAAUGCUACUGCUGCCUCAAUGCAAGCCAAAAUGUAGCUAUUUGUUAAAUUCCCUCGUUCAGCGGCAUGGACCUGUUUCAUGUUUACACCGACUCGUGCCUGCCAAGUUUACGUGAACAGUCGUGAGUUUUCAGUAUUAACUGCAAUCAUUUCUGAAACGGUGCUACAACGAUCUCACGUGCACGGAUACCUUAAGUAAAAACAUGGUGUGGCUGUAGACCUGUCUCAAGUUGUCAAGGGGUGAACACUGAGGCAUGAACUCAAUUGCACGACUCAAAACUCAGACUCAGAUAGCGUUUCAAAAUAAAGACUUUACUAGAAUUUUGCACAGUAAUAAAAAUAAGGAAAACAAAACACUCUUUCGAGGAAAACUAGAAUCGUGAUCUAUAUCAUAGAUCCAUGAAAGGUCCGUGAGGUAAGCCGAUACGUAGGUCAACGAGAGACAACGAACUGACAAUGAACAGGAGGGAGCUAACACAAUAUAUACACAGGUAAAGGGGACA
Messenger RNA from Notothenia coriiceps (black rockcod), 6449 nucleotides. Its product is annotated as kin of IRRE-like protein 1. Bases 10 to 885 code for a protein of 291 amino acids. The transcript has 2 exons. The record is from RefSeq and is a predicted model, not a curated record. Lineage: Eukaryota; Metazoa; Chordata; Actinopteri; Perciformes; Nototheniidae.